Molecule: messenger RNA, 1844 nt
Organism: Trichoplax adhaerens
Lineage: Eukaryota; Metazoa; Placozoa; Uniplacotomia; Trichoplacea; Trichoplacidae
Exons: 13
Coding region: 1-1812 (603 amino acids)
Biological process (GO): fatty acid beta-oxidation using acyl-CoA oxidase; lipid homeostasis
Cellular component (GO): peroxisome
Molecular function (GO): fatty acid binding; FAD binding; acyl-CoA oxidase activity
Source: RefSeq, a predicted model, not a curated record
AUGAGCGAAUCACUACAAACUGAAAGAAAGAAUGCAACAUUUAACAUCAAAGAGCUCACUGAUACCUUAAAUGGUGGCCCAGAAGAAACGAGAAAGCGCAAACAAAUUGAAUCAUUGGUCUUUAAUACUCCAGCCUUUCAUCGACAGGAUCGAUUUCAGCUAUCGCGUGAAGAGAUCUAUGAUUAUUCCAUUAAGGUAUAUGGUGAAUUAAUCAAAUUAUGCAAAAAAGAGAACAUCGAAAUCCGCUAUGAUAAUCCAGACUACGUUCGAUUAGUCGGUUGCAUUCCAGAAGAAAUACCUGUUGGCCUUCAUGUAGGAAUGUUCUCGUCUUCGAUUUCGGAUCAAGGAACAGAGGAACAACAGAAAAAGUGGAUACCUUUAGCCCGAAAUUUUAAAAUAUUUGGAACUUAUGCACAAACUGAAUUAGCACAUGGUACCUUUGUUCGCGGCUUGGAAACUACCGCUACUUAUGACGAAUCGAAACAAGAGUUUAUCUUAAAUUCUCCUACUAUAACUUCAACCAAAUGGUGGCCUGGAUUUUUGGGUCGAACCAGCAAUCAUGCAGUAAUUGCUGCCCAAUUAUAUACUAAGAGCAAGUGUUAUGGAAUCCACAUGUUCAUAGUUCAAUUACGAGAUCUAAAGGAUCACAAACCAUUGCCUGGAGUUACUAUUGGUGAUAUCGGUGAUAAAUUUGGUUUUGAUACCGUUGACAACGGUUUUCUUCGGCUUGAUAAUGUUCACAUUCCACGUGAAAAUAUGCUAAUGAAAUAUGCAAAAGUUACACCCGAAGGCAAAUAUUUGCCACCCACUAAUGCAAAGGUUGCCUACAGUGCUAUGACACUAAUCCGUGUUGUUCUCGUUAGAGGCUCAGCAAAGGCACUUGCAUCUGCUAGUACUAUAGCUAUUCGUUACAGUGCUGUAAGACACCAAACUGAAACUGCUCCUGGAAAAGAGCCUCAGGUCCUCGAUUAUGUAACGCAACAAUAUAAGUUAUUUCCUCAGCUUGCUACAGCUCUCGCCUUUGGCUUUGCUGGAAACUACAUGAUUGACACAUUUAACAAAAUACAUUCAGAAAUAUCAAGUGGACAACUUGAUGCUUUAUCCGAACUGCAUGGUAUCAGCUCUGGUUUAAAAGCGUAUACCACUGAUACAGCAACGGCUGGUAUUGAGGUUUGUCGUCGUGCUUGCGGUGGUCAUGGAUACUCAAAUGCAUGUGGCAUUCAACAUAUCUACGCUAAUGUGCUACCUUGCGUAACACUGGAAGGCGAAAAUACAGUAAUGUACUUGCAAGCAGCCAGUAAAGUUAUCAGCACGAUUAAGAGACUAGAACAACUUCGUCGUAGUGGGAUGGACCAAGAUGAAGCGUGGAAUACAGCAGGAAUAGAACUUGUUCAAGCUGCUAAGGCGCAUUGUCACUAUUUUAUUGUAAAAAAUUAUUUACGAUCAUUGGAGAAAUUGAAUAUGACUCCAUCUCUACGUAAAGUGAUGAAUUCAAUCGCUCUAUUGUAUGGAAACUAUGGCAUAGAUGAAAAUGCCGGAGACUUUCUGGAAAGCGGAUUUAUGACUGGCGAACAACUCAAUCUUGUAAAAGCUAAAAUUUUGCAAUUGCUAUCGGAGGUCCGACGUAAUGCCGUGGCAGUAGUAGAUGCAUUCGAUUUCGACGAUAAGUAUUUACGCUCAAUUCUUGGCGCCUAUGAUGGAGAUGUAUACAACCGCUUAUACAAUUGGGCUAAAUCAUCACCGUUAAAUAAAACAGAGGUCCAUUCCAGUUAUACCGAGUAUCUGCAACAACUGUUGAAAAGCAAGCUCUAACAACGUAAAUGUCGAAAAAUCCUGAAAAGCUG